AUGAAUCUUGCCGCUUGGAAUGUUAGGGGUUUGAACAAAAAACCCCACCAGGAUGAAGUGGUCAACUUCAUCAAUUCGAAUGGUUUAUCUCUUUGUGGUUUCCUCGAAACUAAGGUAAAAUCUCAUAAUAGUCUUUCUAUUUCUAAAAGGAUAAAGAAGGGUUGGAAGUGGAUUUUUAAUAAUGAUUAUCAUUAUAAUGGUAGAAUUUGGGUUGGUUGGGACCCGAACUUUUGGGAUAUUGUUGUGGUCGAUUGUAAUGCCCAAUGGAUCACUUGCAAAUGCACCUUUAAAGAGAAGAAUGUCUCCUUCUUGUCUUCGUUUGUUUAUGCCUAUAAUAAUGCUUGUGAUCGAAUUCCACUUUGGAAUUAUUUUCUCUCUGCAAGUUCUACUAUUUUGCCUUGGAUUGUACUGGGCGACUUUAAUUGUAUUGUGGAUUUGCUUGAAGUUGAUGGGGGUCGUGAGCAUUGGACCCCUGAAAUGGAGACUUUUAGGGAGUGUUUAUUGGACUCGCGUCUUAGCACUCUCUCUACUGUUGGGCACAGGUUCACUUGGUGCAACAACAGGGGUGAUACUCGGGUUUAUAAAAGAUUGGAUCGUGCCCUCGUUAACUCUUCUUGGCUCCUUACCCACCCGAACUCUCAAUGCCAUGUUCUAAAUCGUGGAAUUAUGGACCACUGCCCUCUCAAGAUUCAUGCCCCCAUGGAAAUUGACAAAGUGCACAAGAAUUUCCAAUUCUUUAAUUAUAUGUUUCAGCUAGAUGGGUUUAAGGAUGCGGUGUUGACUGCUUGGUCUCAACCUCUGUUUGGUGACCCUUUGGCGGUUCUUGGUCGAAAGCUUAAGCUUGUUAAGCAAAAUCUAGUCAAGUUGAACAAAAUUCAUGGUGAUGUUCGUGAAAAAACGGUGAAUGCUCGAGCUACCCUGGCUGCUAUACAGGAUGCCCUUCUUAUCUCACCUCGGGAUCCGGUUCUUUUGCGUGAUGAGCUCCAGGGGGGGGGGAGGCCCUUCUUAAAGCCCUCAAUCACGAAGAGCUUCUUCUUCAAUCAAACAAAGCAAAAUUGGAACCACAACAAAAUCCUGGCCAUCAAAGAUGCCAAUGGUCAGACUGUUUUGGGGCACAAAUUGGUGGCUUCAGUUGCUGUUGACUUCUUUAAGAAUUCUCUUGGCUCCCCCCCUGAUUCUCAGCCUAUUGUGUUGGAUGUUGAUUGUGGCAGAAUCUCGGACCAGGCUCACCCCAUAUUGCUUGCCCCGGUUGAUGAUGUUUUAGUCUUCAAUACUCUUAAAGGGGCCAACUCCACCUUAAUUGCCCUGAUUCCUAAGCACACGGCUGCUGAUUCUAUGAAAGACUUCAGGCCUAUCUCUCUUUGUACCAUGGUCUACAAAUGUAUCUCUAAGAUCUUGGCUUCUAGGCUCAAAAAGAUUCUUCCCAAUCUUAUUGAUCAUGCUCAAUCGGCUUUCAUUCCGGGAAGACAAAUUUCUGACAACAUCUUGCUUGCUCAAGAGCUCUUUAGGGGGUAUUCACGUGACACGGGCACCCCUAAAUGUGCUUUGAAAAUUGACCUCCACAAGGCUUUUGAUUCCAUUCGAUGGGACUUUCUCUUUGCUGCUUUGGAUCAUAUUAAUUUUCCUCCUCAAUUUGUGGGCUGGGUUCGAGAAUGUGUCACUACUGCCAUGUACUCGGUCAAGUUUCAUUGGAGAUGUAAGGAGCUGAGUUUGACCCAUCUCCUUUUCGCGGAUGAUGUCUUGCUUUUCUCUAGAGGGGACUCUCCCUCUAUCACCCAUCUAAUGGAUAGUCUUGUUAAAUUUGGUGAUUUGAGUGGUCUCAAUGCUAGCCUCCUUAAGAGUUCAAGCUUCUUUUGCAACUGCCCCCCUGAUUUAAUCUCUUGGUUUGAUAAUGCUUACUCUAUGCCCAGGGGGCAGCUGCCGGUUAAAUUCCUUGGGGUGCCCUUGAUCUCUUCGAAGCUCAGUGUUAAUGAUUGUGUUCCCUUGGUUGAUAGAAUCACCUCUAAAAUUCUAUCCUGGACUUCUCUUUUGUUAUCUUAUAUGGGGCGUCUUCGUUUAAUUGAAGUUGUUCUUCAUAGUGUGCAGAAUUUUUGGACUAGACACUUUGUUCUACCCAAGUGUAUUCACAAAUUGAUUCAACAAAUUCUAACCAGAUUUCUUUGGAAGGGUGAUAUCACUGAUGUGGGAGGGGCUAAAGUCUCUUGGGCCCAUCUGUGUUUACCUAAGGAAGAAGGAGGGUUGGGGCUCAAAAAAUCGGAGGAAUGGAACCGUGCGCAGAUCCUGUCUCACCUUUGGUCUGUUGUAAAUCAGUCGGGUUCUUUGUGGUCUAAAUGGGUUGUUAACAGUGUGCUUAAGGGCAGAAACAUUUGGGUCAUUCCUGUUCCGACAGAUUGCUCUUGGAUUUGGCGAAAGGUCCUUGGUCUUCGUGGUUUGGCGAAGCGUUUUGUCAAAUUUCAGUUGGGAAAUGGUAUGAACACUUCCCUUUGGUUUGAUCCCUGGUGGAGGAAUGAAUCCCUUGCUCUCUCUUUUGCUGACCCCAUCAUUAGAGCAGCUGGCUCUUCUAUCAAUGCCUCGGUUUACACCUUGAUUAGCUUUGGGGAGUGGCGUCUGCCCAGGGGUAACCUGCAACACCAUCAUGCUAACCUUGCUUUGGCUGCCUGGCUCCGUGAUUUUGAUUAUCCAUCUUUUGAUCUUGAGAAGGGCGACAUGAUUACUUGGGAAGGCACUAAAUCGAGCCAAGUUUCUACUCGAUUGAUUUGGAAUUUUAUUCGUUUAAGGGGGGAUUCCUGCCCUUGGGCUGUUGGGGUCUGGUUCAAGCUUCGAAUCACCCGGUUUUGUUUCCUCUCUUGGCUGCUUUGCCUUGAUAGGGUUGUUACUCGGUCUACUUUGUUUGAUCGCCAUGUUAUUGAGGAUUCUGGUUGUAUUUUUUGUAUAGGGGAUGUUGAGACGGCACAACACCUUUUUAUCGCUUGCCCCUAUGCCAGGUUCAUUCACAGGAGCUACUUGUUUGAGGUUCAUGGACUUGUUUUCGACCACUCCUUGCUUUGGAAGGAUUGGAUUAUGUCUAUUCUGGCCAUUUCGGAUCUUCCCCAAAGGCAGGUUCUUUUACUCUACCUUCAGGUGUUUGCUUAUCAUAUGUGGCGUGAGAGGAACGCUCGACUUCAUGGCGGGGGUAGCUUUGGUCCUAGGAAGCUGCUUGAGGGGAUUAUGGUCGACAUUCGUGGGAGGGCUGCCUCCUCUACUUGGCUUUCUAGACUCAUCUGUAGUAGGCCUAUGAUAUGUACUUGGUUAUUUUGA
Messenger RNA from Daucus carota subsp. sativus, 3297 nucleotides. RefSeq lists its product as uncharacterized. The coding region runs from base 1 to 3297 and encodes 1098 amino acids. The record is from RefSeq and is a predicted model, not a curated record. The transcript is spliced from 4 exons. Gene Ontology annotation, molecular function: catalytic activity. Lineage: Eukaryota; Viridiplantae; Streptophyta; Magnoliopsida; Apiales; Apiaceae.